This is a messenger RNA of Cicer arietinum (chickpea), 936 nucleotides long. RefSeq names its product glucuronoxylan 4-O-methyltransferase 2. Gene Ontology annotation, biological process: xylan biosynthetic process. The record is from RefSeq and is a predicted model, not a curated record. NCBI's taxonomy places the organism in Eukaryota, Viridiplantae, Streptophyta, Magnoliopsida, Fabales, Fabaceae.
AUGCCACCUGAUAUACUUCAUUUUCGUCCUCUUGUUCAAUUUUCUCCAUCACUCACAACUCAAGCACAAGAAAAACAAGGAACAAAAGGGAUGAAUCUCACCAAAAAGAAACUCAUCCAUAUCCUUCUUUUGAUCCUCUCUAUCAUAUCAAUCCUCAGAAUUCUAAGCCUCACUCUCAACAAUGUUUCAUCAUCAUCUUCUUCUUCUUCUCCUUCUCCACUUUUUUCCACUUACAACAAAGUCACAUCACAAACAAAUGAACCCUCAAUGCAUCCUAGAAUACCUUCCAACAUAAACACCACAUUCAAAGAGAAAGAAUUCAAGGUUUUAUCAAAUCUAAUAUCUCUUAAAUCACCAUGCAACCUUCUCAUAUUUGGAUUCCAACCUCAGUUCCUUAUCCUCUCUUCAAUGAACAAAGCCGGUAACACUGUCUUUCUCAUUGAAGAAAAUGAUAGAACAAAAACAAAGGUAACAAUAACAACAGCAAAUUCCAACAAUACUCAAAUUUUCAAUUUCAACUAUAAUGUUCCAACAAAAGAAGCAUAUAAACUACUCAAACAUGCAAGAAAUAGUCCAGCAUCAUGUGCACCAAACCCAAGAUACCUUCAAACAUCAAAAUGUAAACUUGCAUUGAAAAAUUUGCCUGUACAAGUUUAUGAGAAGAAUUGGGAUGUGAUAGUGGUGGAUGGACCAAGUGGAGAUUCGAUAGAGUCGCCGGGAAGAAUGGCUUCCAUUUACACUGCUAGUGUACUAGCUAGAAGAAAUGGAAAUAGUUCAGAUGUAAUAGUACAUGAUGUAGAUAGAAUGAUUGAGAAAUGGUUUUCUUGGGAAUUUCUUUGUGAUGAGAAUUUGUUGUAUUCUAAAGGGAAGUUAUGGCACUUUAGAAUUAGAGGUCUUUUAAAUUCUACUACAUUUUGCUCUGUCAUAGAAAAGUAG